Messenger RNA from Periconia digitata, 1446 nucleotides. NCBI's taxonomy places the organism in Eukaryota, Fungi, Ascomycota, Dothideomycetes, Pleosporales, Periconiaceae. The record is from the annotation of a GenBank genome assembly.
UGCAGCGCGCCGACCCAAUUCUGUACAUAUGUAAGCUCUUGGGUCCCUGCGUGUGAGCCGCCACUGGAAAUCGGGAUUCGUGGCUUGGAUCCUAUGCCAUUCACUCUCGAGGGGGUGUGUGCUCCUUUUAUCCCUAUAAUUAAUUCCUCGCCGCGCGUGCAACUGUUGAUGGUCAACAAAAUCGUCCAAAUUCACGAUACAGUUUGUCGACGGAAACAGUUGUUACCCCACCGGCACCUCCACCCCCGCAGACUGAUCCGAAGGAGCAGAUCGUUGCGUGCGCGCGCUCUAGCGGCCAUUUCGUCAUCAAACGCAACCAUGGCCGAGGAAAGCCGUCGUCGCUCUGGUAGCGGCGGCAGCGGCAACGGCAGUGACAAUGAGGACAAUGAGAAAACUCCCUUGCUGCAGAAUAUGGUUGCAGGCGUACCGCCCGUUUUUAGUGGAUUGAACAAGGAGCUUGAUCAACUCGUCGAGCAGCCUCAACUGGGGUCGAAAACGAGCUUUCCCCUUCCUCGGUUUGCAUUCGCGCGCAAAGAUGAGUCUGGGGUGAGGAGACCACAGGCUAUUGCUCAUCGAGGAUACAAGGCGGAGUUCCCGGAAAACACAAUGAGUGCUUUCCGCGGUGCUGUAGAUGUUGGAGCUGAGGCGAUCGAAACGGAUGUUCAUUUAUCCAAAGACGGUGUGGUAGUUUUAUCUCACGAUAAAGAUUUGAAAAGAUGCUUUGGGAGAGAAGAAAAUAUAAUCGAUUGCGAUUAUGAGUUUCUGAGUACACUGAGAACACUCCAGCAGCCUCAUGAGCAUUUGCCCCGGCUUGCGGAUUUGCUAGCAUACCUCGCUCAACCUGAACUCGAGGAUAUAUGGCUCCUACUUGACAUCAAACUCGAUAACGAUGCCGAUGAAGUUAUGCAACGGAUAGCAAGUACUAUUGGCAGCGUCGCUCCACUACCAAGCCGUCCAUGGCAGGAGCGCAUAGUAUUGGGAUGUUGGGCAGCCAAAUACUUACCUCUCUGCUAUCGAUAUCUCCCCGGAUUCUCAAUAUCUCACAUCGGCUUCUCAACCCUCUACGCAUCCUACUUCUUCGCCGUCUCCCACGUCUCCUUCAACAUGCUUCAGGGUACACUCAUGACGCCCUGGGGACGGGCAUUUAUUCGCAAAGCGCAACGCGAUCAGCGCCCAGUGUUUGCAUGGACAGUCAAUGACGACAGGCACAUGCGAUGGGAUAUCCGUCAUGGCCUAGAUGGAGUUAUUACUGAUGAUCCAAAGCGGUUCUUAGAGCUGCGCCAGGCAUGGAAUCCUGGCACGAAAGAUGGAGAUGGCUUUGGGGUCAAGAUGUGGUUACAAGUUGCGUGGAUCCAGAUUCUUGUCUUGGUGUUUGGGACUAGUUUUUAUCGGAAGUAUGGGUUGAACGUCGGGAAAGAGCUGGUACAAGUGAGGGACACGAAAUAA